AUGCCCGAAAUCACAGAUUUGCCCCGACGCUCUGUGUCCGAAACUCAACAGAGCUUCCAGACCUUGCUGGCAAGGUUUGAAGACACGCCUGAACCACCCGUGGAACCCAAAAUGCCAUUAUCUUCCAGUGUUGACUCAUUUCACACCGUCGCAUCGUUAUCGUCGUCGCCAGCGGAAUCAGAUUCUGGCUCAACUUUCCCUUCGGCCACAUCAACUGACGGCACCGAUCUCGGUCUGCGUGAAAGCAGUAACAACCAGGGUCACUUGGAGAAUCUAAAAUUCGAGGAGGUUGACUUUUCUGCAGGACGCACUGUACCAGAAGUUAAGUGCGAAGAUUGCUGUUCACCUAGGCCCCCGGCUUCCCCUAGGGCUUCUUUCUCGGAGGAAGAGUUUCGACGAGUGCCUGGUGCGCUGCCGGAUGAUCAGAUGUCCAUUGCCAGCUAUGCUGGUACAUCUAAGACCACAGACUCCAAUCCCAACCUCAACAGCAUGAGCAUAGAAUUUCGUCGUCGGUCUAAGGCGUCCCGGGAGCGAGAACUUUCGCCGAUGCCACCUCAGUCGGCUUUAGCCCUUACCAGCCCCUCGGACAAAGAAAACGCGGCCUCUCUGAUUCAGAAGACAUGCACGGUGGUCCUUAUCCCUCCGAUUCAGUUAUUUAUCGUCCUCAUUCAUAUAGCAGCUCGGAUCGUAUUAGGCCCAGCUUUGACAUCGGCCAUGGGGGAGUUAAAUCAUAAGUAUGAGUAUCAAGUGGCGGAUCCUCAGGAGGCUGUGGACGACUUUGAUCUUCCACUUGCACCCGACUGUCCGAGGAAACAGUCGGUAUCCGAAGCCAACUCUUGGGAUUUGGAUUAA
Aspergillus oryzae RIB40 is the source of this 852-nucleotide messenger RNA. RefSeq lists its product as uncharacterized. Bases 1 to 852 code for a protein of 283 amino acids. The transcript has a single exon. The record is from RefSeq and is a predicted model, not a curated record. Lineage: Eukaryota; Fungi; Ascomycota; Eurotiomycetes; Eurotiales; Aspergillaceae.